AUGGAAGGCUACUUCGCCCAAGGCUCAAACAGCCAAAAAUCAAAAAAGACUGUAUUCGCAGUCUUAGGUCUCCUAGCCGUUGUAGGAGUUGUUGCUACAGUUGCAGUUGCUUCUAGCUCUUCAGUAUCGCCAGCAUUAGCCCAAUUUGUCAUUGAAGAGCAAGAAUUCAGAGAGUUUAUGGAUACUCACGGGAAAUCAUACUCAUCCAACGAAGAAUACCAAAUGAGAUUCAAAAUUUUCCGUGACAACUCAGCCUACAUCCGCAUUUUCAACUCUUUCGGAAACUCCUGGGCUCUUGGUGUCAAUAAAUUCGCUGACAUGAGCUUCCCAGAAUUUAAAGCCAAAUAUCUCCCAUACAAGUUCCCAGCCAAAGAAAACACCAAUGUUGUCAUGCUCGACGAGGUCUCAGUCCCAAGCGCAAUUGAUUGGACUACUAAAGGUGCAGUAACCGCUGUUAAAAAUCAAGGACAGUGUGGAAGCUGUUGGUCUUUCUCCACAACUGGAUCAGUUGAAGGUGCCUGGUUCCUUUCAGGCCAUACUCUUGUAUCCCUCUCAGAACAAGAGCUUGUAGACUGCUCAACAUCUUAUGGAAAUCAGGGCUGCAAUGGUGGACUUAUGGAUAAUGCUUUUAAAUAUAUCAUUGCUAAAGGGAUUACUUCAGAAGCGAACUACCCAUACACCGCUAAAGAUGGUCUUUGCAACAAAGCUAAGGCUUCCCAAGUUAAUGCUACCAUUAGCAAAUACACUGAUGUCGCUAACUUCCCUCAUUAAAAUAUUCAUUGCAAAUUAAAUAAUAUAAUAAUUGGCGUAUAAAUGGCCAUUAUUAUAUGAAAUUUAUCAGCUGCAUUAAACCUUUGGCAUCUUUUAUUAACUUUUAAAAAUAAAUUUCUUUUUCUCAAUUUAAAUAUUUGUAAACUGGGAAUUUAAAAUCUAAAAAAUUAAUUAAAUUAGAUAAUGGAAGUAAGGACAAUAUUUCCCAAUUAUUUGCAGCUGUUGCCCAACAACCAGUCUCUGUAGCUGUUGAAGCUAAUCAAGAUUCAUGGCAACUUUAUAAAUCAGGAAUUGUAACCAAGGACUGUGGAACUGCUUUGGAUCAUGGUGUUUUGAUUGUAGGAUACAACCAGACAAGCACUCCUCAAUACUGGAAAGUCAAAAACUCUUGGGGUGCAGAUUGGGGUGAGCAAGGGUUCAUCAGAAUUGCAGUCAAGGCAGGAGCUGGAAUUUGUGGUAUCAAUAUGCAACCAUCAUAUCCUACAGUUUAA
Messenger RNA from Blepharisma stoltei, 1262 nucleotides. Lineage: Eukaryota; Ciliophora; Heterotrichea; Heterotrichida; Blepharismidae. The record is from the annotation of a GenBank genome assembly.